Mytilus californianus (California mussel) is the source of this 2058-nucleotide messenger RNA. RefSeq lists its product as uncharacterized. The transcript has 6 exons. Gene Ontology annotation, molecular function: wide pore channel activity. The record is from RefSeq and is a predicted model, not a curated record. NCBI's taxonomy places the organism in Eukaryota, Metazoa, Mollusca, Bivalvia, Mytilida, Mytilidae. Gene Ontology annotation, cellular component: membrane. The coding region runs from base 79 to 747 and encodes 222 amino acids.
GAUAAAGCUCGUAUAUAUUUCAACAGUUUUGAUAAUCACAUCACAGUCGACAGAUUGAUAACCCUCCUCGAUACUGGUAUGCAUUGCGUAAACAUGCUGGCCAUAUUGACAACGAUCCUCAUAGUUUCAUCUGCAUAUGCUGUACAAUGGCCAGCAGGGAGCUAUACACUAGUCAAAUCGAAAGCAGGAUGUCCCUCUGGGUGGCAUGAAGGAUGGAGAAAACAAGAUAAUGAAGACAAAAACAAUAGUAACGAAAUUACAAAUGGACAUCAUUUCUACGGUACCUUUGGAUCGAACAUGGAAUUUUAUUAUUGUACCAAAGACCAACAAACAAUAUCCGGAACUCAAGGUUGGCCAAGUGGAGAUUACUGUAUUCUAAGACAAGGAAUAUCCUGUCCACCAGGUUUUCAGACAGGAAGUAUUUAUUGGGAUGACGAAGAUAAGAAUAAUAGCAACGACAAGGACGGUGUACUACCUAGUGGAACCUAUGACAAAGAUACUCUCAUAAACUACUGUUGCAGAUCUGAUGGACCAUACAGCACUAAGAUUCUUCUUCCAACUGGUACACCAUUCUAUUUAUUACGCUUUACAUCAUCACCAUGCCAACAGGUAAAGGGGAUGGUUGUUAGACAGGAGACCGUCAAAUCAGAUGACGAGGAUAAUAACAACAAAAACAGUAACAGUGGAAGUCACCCACUAAAUGGUGGAAACAGAAACAACAAGCUCUUCUACUGCUAUUAUUACUGAUUUAUAUCACUGAACAUAGUAUAACAUUUUUUAGAAUUUAGUCUUUAUUUACUUCUAGUUUAUCUAUUUAGAGUAUUUCUUUUUUUAUUUUCAUUGCAUUUAGAUUGAACACUCUGGACUGUGUCUUCCUGUAUUUUGUUUAAAUUUUUUGUUAUUUACUACAAGGCAGUUCACUGGUCUUAUUCGGUUUUCGGAAUUUACGUUGACAUGGACUGUUGAGGCUUCGGACGCAUAUAAUUUAUUAAAUGUUCUUUUUAAUUUUCAAUAAUGAGAAACAAAUAAACAUGAUUAAGUUGCAAAAGAAUAACCUUAACAUUCAAGGUUGAAUAAGCAGUCUGCCGAUAAAAAUCAGUCAAAAUGUACAUAUUUGAUUAUUCUCAAUUUUAAAUUUUCCAACAUUGACAUCUCGGCGAUACAUUGGGCAAGAUAUAUAUACUAGUAUAUAAAAAGUAAAUAAACGUUAGUAAAAUGACAACCCGUUUGCACGUAAAACUAAGGCAAAAGAGGGACGAAAGAUACCAGAGGGACAGUCAAACUCAUAUAUCGAAAACAAACUGACAACGCCAUGGCCAAAAAUAAAAAGACAAACAGACAAAUAAUAGUACAGAUGACACAACAUUGACAUCUGAAUAAUGUACAAUAAAUAAUGUACAAUAAAUGUUAUCAUAAUCUUAUCAACCAUUUCCCCUAUAAAAACGUUUAUGGUAUCUGUACUUUAAACAAAAAAGCUUAAGAACCAAGUAUCUGUUUUUGUAGCAAAUGUCCAGAUGUUCUUUUAAAGUUUUGCGGUCGCUAUUUCCAUAUUAUGGAAUAUAUGUAUCGCAUACUACCAUGAUUAUUUUCAGUUCCAUGUCGUGAUCCAUGACUUAAACCGGAUGCCACAAAUGACUGGAUGCUAAUAUUAAAUGCAAAACGAGAUUGGUGCUAGUACUGAGACAUAUUAAUUUAUCUAGGUUUUUGUAAGGUUAAUGUUUCCAAACUUUACGUUUUGUAUUGUAUUUUAUUUUCUGUUGGCUAUCUUUUUGUCAUUUAGUAAUUUUGUGUUCUAUCUGUUUUUAUGACUUUUGGAGACUUAUUUUUACUUGGUAUCUUUGACUUAUUUUAAGUACAACAACGAUUGCGUUUUAUAAUGUUUUACAUAGUUCAUUCUGUUUGAAAAUGAUACAAGAAUAAUUUAUAUUGAUUUUUACAUAAAUGAUAUUCUUAUGAAAUAAAAAUGCUGUUAUUAAUUUUUUGUGUCUAGACUAUGAUAGAAUAAUAUAUAAAUUAACGUAGUUCACUCUAGGUACCGUACCAAAUAUCAAUAAAGUU